AUGCUGGAGCGCGAGCUGCAGGUCACGGGGGCCAAGAGCCUCGCGUACGUCGGCCACUCGCAGGGCACGACGGUGGUGAUGGCUCUGCUGAGCAGCCAGCCGCAGUGGGCGGAGCGCGUGCACCUGGCCGUGCUGCUGGCGCCGGUGGCGUUUGCGACGCACGUCGGCUCCGCGCCCUUGGUGGCGCUGGCAAACUUCAACACCGACCAGGUGUUCACCCUCCUGGGCAUAAGGGAGUUCCUGCCCUCCAGCGAGAUCCUCUCGAGGCUGGACGGCAGCCUGUGCCGCUUCGAGCCGCACCUGUGCGUCAACCUCCUGGCCAUGAUCUGCGGCUACAACGACGCAAAUGUGGACGUCAACCGCCUCCCAGUGUACCUCAACUACACGCCCUCGGGCACCAGCGUCCAGAACAUGGCGCACUGGUGCCAGGCGAUGCGGUCCUCCGACCCGGGGGUGAUGUCGUAUUUUGACUACGGCACCCGCUGCACCACCAUACUGGGCGCGCCGCGCGACUGCAACCAGAAGCGCUACGGCCGCCUGACGGCGCCGCGCUACGACCUCUCGCGCAUCGACACGCCCCUCGCGCUGUUCACGGGCGGCGAGGACCGCCUGGCCGACCCCGCUGAUGUGGCGCUGCUGCUCAGCCGCCUGCCACGCGGCAGGAUCGUCAAGUGGCACAACGACGCCGACUACGAGCACCUGGAUUACAUAUGGGGGGAGAACGCCCACAAGAGGGUGUACGCCCAGGUGCUAGAGCUGCUGGAAGCGCAUAACGGUGACGACGGCGAUGACGCGACACGGGCGGCGGCGGCGGCAAGCGUUUGCUGCGGGGGCGGCCAGGCUCGGGGCCCGCGGCAGUGGUGGGCGGCGGCCCUGCGGGGGGCUGCGCAGUGGUGGGAGCGGCGGGCGCAGCGGUUGCAGUUGUGA
Monoraphidium neglectum is the source of this 927-nucleotide messenger RNA. RefSeq names its product triacylglycerol lipase. Bases 1 to 927 code for a protein of 308 amino acids. NCBI's taxonomy places the organism in Eukaryota, Viridiplantae, Chlorophyta, Chlorophyceae, Sphaeropleales, Selenastraceae. The transcript is spliced from 7 exons. The record is from RefSeq and is a predicted model, not a curated record.